This is a messenger RNA of Cataglyphis hispanica, 7253 nucleotides long. RefSeq names its product importin-7 (gene msk). NCBI's taxonomy places the organism in Eukaryota, Metazoa, Arthropoda, Insecta, Hymenoptera, Formicidae. The record is from RefSeq and is a predicted model, not a curated record. Bases 128 to 3301 code for a protein of 1057 amino acids. Gene Ontology annotation, cellular component: nuclear envelope; cytosol. The transcript has 19 exons. Gene Ontology annotation, biological process: protein import into nucleus. Gene Ontology annotation, molecular function: small GTPase binding.
UGUUGUCACGUGAUCGCACGGGCAGGCAAGGGCAGCAUUGAGGUGAAUGCGCCGGGUCAAAUACGGGGUAUCAGUCACAAAAAUUCAGGCGUCUAAUUAAUACGGUGAGCUGAGGCGGCCCGGAGCGAUGGAUGCGCGAAAGCUCACGGAGCUGCUGCGGGCGACGAUCGACCCCGCGCAGCAAAAGGAAGCGGAGGAACAGCUCAAUCAGAUUCACAAAAUCAUUGGUUUUGCCCCGACGCUCCUACAGGUAGUAAUGUCAAAUGAAGUUGACGUACCUGUCAGGCAAGCUGGUGUAAUUUACUUAAAAAAUUUAAUUACUUCAAAUUGGGUUGAUAAAGAGGCCGAUAGUGGACCCAUAGAAUUUAGCGUUCACGAACAAGAUCGUGCAAUGAUACGCGAUGCCAUAGUAGAUGCAGUGGUACACGCUCCAGAAAUAAUUAGAGUACAAUUAGCAGUAUGCAUCAGUACUAUGGUUAAACACGACUUUCCUGGAAGAUGGACGCAAAUAGUGGACAAAAUUACAAUAUAUCUUCAAAAUCCAGAUGCUUCGUGUUGGCCUGGUGUUCUCCUCGCGCUGCAUCAACUUGUUAAAAAUUUCGAGUACAAGAAAGCAGAAGAGAGGGGACCAUUAAAUGAAGCAAUGAACUUGUUAUUGCCUAUGAUCUACCAAUUGAUAUUACGCUUAUUACCAGAUUCGUCCGAGCAAUCUGUCCUACUUCAGAAACAGAUACUAAAAAUUUUCUUUGCUCUUACCCAGUACACACUUCCCCUUGAUCUUAUCUCAAGAGAAGUAUUUUCACAAUGGAUGGACGUAGUAAGACAAAUAGCUGAUAGACCAGUACCACCCGAGAUCAAUAAUCCGGAUCUUGACGAUGACGAACGUGCGGAAUUGCCUUGGUGGAAAUGUAAAAAAUGGGCGUUACAUAUUUUACAUAGGAUGUUUGAAAGAUAUGGUAGCCCAGGAAAUGUGACCAAAGAAUAUACGGAAUUUGCUGAAUGGUAUUUGCAAACAUUUAGUGCUGGUAUUCUUGAGGUUCUUUUAAAAAUCUUGGAUCAGUAUCGUAGGAAAAUCUAUGUUUCUCCUAGAGUAGUGCAGCAAUCAAUCAAUUAUAUCAAUCAGGGCGUGAGUCAUGCAUUUUCUUGGAAAUUUUUGAAGCCUCAUAUGUUUGAAAUUAUACGUGAUGUUUUAUUUCCUAUUCUCUCAUAUUCCGCUACCGAUGAAGAGCUAUGGAACACUGAUCCCUAUGAAUAUAUCAGAGUAAAAUUUGAUAUUUUCGAGGAUUUUGUUUCGCCGGUAACAGCAGCACAAACUUUGUUACACUCAGCGUGCAGAAAACGAAAAGAUAUGCUUCAAAAGACGAUGCAAUUUUGUUUAGAGGUAUUAACUAGUCCAAAUGCAGAUCCAAGACAAAAAGAUGGUGCAUUACAUAUGAUUGGAAGUUUGGCUGAUGUUUUAUUGAAGAAAAAGAUUUACAAAGAACAAAUGGAUAAAAUGUUAUUGCAAUAUGUAUUUCCCGAAUUUAAUAGUCCUCAUGGCCAUAUGCGAGCAAGAGCCUGUUGGGUAAUGCAUUAUUUUUCGGAAAUUAGAUUUAAAUCGGAACAAAUUUUAGUCGAAGCGAUUAGACUGAUUACAAAUGCGCUCCUAACUGAUCAAGAUUUGCCUGUUAAAGUUGAAGCAGCCAUAGCGCUUCAAAUGAUGCUUGCGGCGCAACCUAAAGCUCAAAAGUAUAUCGAACCACUAAUAAAGCAAAUCACGCUUGAAUUAUUGACUAUUAUAAGGCAAACGGAAAAUGAUGAUUUGACGAGUGUUAUGCAAAAGAUUGUUUGUACAUAUACUGAACAACUAAUGCCAAUUGCUGUAGAAAUUUGUCAACACUUGGCUGCUACGUUUAGCCAAGUGCUCGAAACAGAUGAAGGUAGUGACGAGAAAGCGAUAACAGCAAUGGGCCUAUUGAACACGAUAGAAACAGUUUUAUCAGUAAUGGAAGAGCAGCCCCAAAUUAUGUCACAACUCGAACCAAUUGUCCUUCAAGUAGUAGCUCACAUCUUUGGACAAAGCGUAAUGGAAUUUUACGAAGAAGCGUUAUCGCUAGUGUACGAUCUGACAAGCAAAAGUAUAUCUGAAGAUAUGUGGAAAGUUUUGGAGCUCAUGUAUCAACUUUUCCAAAAGAAUGGUUUUGAUUAUUUUACUGACAUGAUGCCUGCGCUGCAUAAUUACAUUACCGUCGAUACUCCGGCAUUUUUAUCGAAUGAAAAUCAUAUUUUAGCUAUGUUCAAUAUGUGUAAAGCUGUUUUGACUGGUGAGGGUGGCGAAGAUCCCGAAUGUCAUGCUGCCAAGUUGCUAGAAGUCAUAAUUCUGCAAUGUAAAGGACACAUAGAUCAGUGUAUACCAUCGCUUGUGCAAUUAGUAUUAGAACGCCUAAUGCGCGAAGUUAAAACUUCGGAGUUGCGAACGAUGUGUCUUCAAGUAGUUAUUGCUGCUUUAUAUUACAAUCCUGCAUUAUGUCUGCAAACAAUGGACAGAUUGCAAGGAAACUUUGAUCAGUCAGCAGAGCCACUUGCUUCGCGUUUUAUCAAACAAUGGAUCAAUGAUACAGAUUGUUUCCUGGGUUUACACGAUCGUAAAUUAUGCGUUCUUGGAUUGUGUACAUUAAUCAGCAUGGGUCCUGCGCGACCAGCUGCUGUGAAUGAAUGCGCGACGCAAAUUAUACCAUCCUUAAUCCUAUUAUUCGAGGGUCUGAAAAGAGCAUACGCCGCUAAGGUUGCAGAUCCAGACGAUGACGAGAAUGAUGAAGAAGAAAGCGACAUUGAUGAAGAUGUCUUAUCCACUGACGAGGACGAAAUAGAUGAUGCUAAUCAGGAAUAUCUCGAGAAUAUACAGGACAAGGUAACACGGGCAUCCACUCAACAUGGUUUUAAUGUUAAUGCAACUAUACAAGAUGGUCACGGUGAUCACAGAUCUGAUGUUGAUGACGAUUCAGACUAUGACGGUAAUGAAGAGACCGCUCUUGAAAGUUACAUCACGCCCCUAGAUUCGGACGAUUCCAAUCAAGAUGAAUACAUUGUUUUCAAAGAAGUCAUACAAAAUAUUGAAAGAACUGACAUGACUUGGUAUAGGGCGUUAACAAAUCUUCUGAGUCCUGAACAAGAGAAAGCUCUACAAGAAAUUAUCUUGUUGGCAGAUCAGCGCAAAGCAGCUUUAGAGAGUAAAAGAAUCGAACAGAGCGGAGGUUAUGCCUUUCACUCACAGACUGUGCCCACCUCAUUUAACUUUGGUGGAACACCUUUAAGUCGAUAAGGACUUUUAAUCAUUUGAAUUUUAGAUUAAGUAAGUAAACAAAUUAUACAAAAUUUGGAACAGACAAUUGUAGCAAUCAUUACUAUGAUUAUUUUGAAAACAUUGUGCAUUUCCUACUUCCUAUUUUUGUGUAAACUAAUUGUACAUUACUAAGGCAAUCCAACAAAGUCUUACUUUAAUACAAUGACAUUAACACUAUCUCCAUGAGAUCAGUCUUGUGUAUACUGUUGUUUCAUUAGUCGAGACAGCAAAUUUGCCUUUUAGUGAUUAUAAGAAAAAUGUUUUGGUCAUACUGAAGAAAAAUGUACAUUCUUUUUUAUACAAAUUACUAUAAAUUAUAUUCGUAUAAUUUGAUUCAAUUGAAGUAUAAUAUCUAGCAAGCUAUAAUACAUUUUCUUUAAAAUUCUUUACAAUAAUAAUUUUAUAAAUUAUUGUUCGUUAUACAUUUUCUCAUGUAUAAUAUUAAAUUGUUAUAAUUUAUUUUUUUUGGGUAUAAAUCUUUAGAGUUUGAAAAUUUUAGCAUGGCUUGCUAGAUGCUCUUCGUACAAAAUGUAUAUUUAAUAGUCUCGAAUCGCAUGCCUUAGUCUAAAAUUGUUUUAGAAAACAAAAUCGUUUAGUUUAUAUAAUUAUAAAAACGUUGUGUUAAAAAUUGUUGGUAUAUAAAUAUAUCAAGAAAUCUUUGAGUAUGUGUAUAGACUAUUAUUUGAUAUUAUUAAUGAUUAAUUAGAUCAGUAAAAUGUUAUGCAAUGCAGUCUGCAGAUCUAUUUGCAAAUUACUAUUCGACAGUAAAAAAGGAAAGUAAGUUGUCAAGGUUGCUAGAAAUAACUCGCAGAAUUGUGUUGCCUACCAGUAAAUAUUUAGAUUAAAAGCAAUUUAGAUCUUUAAAUAAACACUGUUUUUUUAAGUCUUUGUUGAAAUGUACAUUGUAUUAUAUACAUGGCCAAACAUUCUACACAGCUAUCAAUCACUUUACGUAAAUCCCAGCACAGCUUACUUUAUUUUGGAAAAGCUAAUUUUUUAUAUAAUAUUAUCCACAAUAUACUCUGAAAGAUGGAGCUGCAUCAAAUUGGCUUAGCAAAAGCAAUUUAGAUAGCUAACUAUGUAACAAAUUCUUUGCAAUCAUAGACCUUACGGAAUAUAAUUAUAGUACACCAUUAUAAAAUAAAAAAAGGCAUCAACGAAAACACAAAUAAAUUUAAAGCAUAGCUCUUUCUUUCAUGAGGUGUAUUGUAAUUAUAUAAAACGAACUUGGAGCAGAAAUAAAUUAUAAAUAUCAGAGCCCAAAAUGAUAAAGGCGUACAAAGAAGAGGUGUUCUGUGCUGUGGUUAGUGAAAUGAUUACUGCACAAGUGCUUUUUUAUCAGGAUGCAAAAGAAUGCAUGCAUCAAUUACAUGUCGCUUCAAAAUACAAGUUAUAACCUGUAUUUUAAAAAUUUUUUAUUAGUGAAACGUUUUUCAUCAACAUUUUGUUGAGAAAGAAAAAAAAAAUAUAUAUAUAUAUAUAUAUAUAUAUAUAUUUAUGAAUAUUUAUAGUUAUCAGACUUUUAUUUUGUUUGUCGAAUAUACGAUUUUACAAUUAGCUGUUUCACACAUAAAACUGCAAGAAAUGUGCAAUAAUUUUAAUAUGUAACAUAAAUUUUUUCUGAUCUUCCUAGUAAAGAUUCUAUACACAGGGUGCAUGCAAAUAUAUAAUAAAUAUGAUAGACAAGAAACAAUAUAUAAUAGAUUAUGUUAACAUUUGAUCAGUAUGUUUUCAAAAAAAUCAUAGGCAUAUAUAAAAUAUAUAGAUUUGCAAUUAUUUAAAAACUUUAAUAGAAUUUUGGCCGCAAUUUUAAUAAGGAAUUUAAUAUAGGAUUCAAUAAAAAAUGUUUUUAUUGCAAGUCAAAACAAAGUUUUAUGAUUUUUUAAUAUGCUCCCCAAAGCAUACUUGCUAGAAUUGUUUGUUUGACUGUACAUGAUUAGCUUUUGAUUCAUAAUAAAUAUUAUUCUUUAAUAUAAAUAUAUACUUUAAAAUCUAAUAAUAUAAAAUAUGAUGAGACAAGAAGAUAUAAAAGUAUAUGUUUAUAAUAUUGCUCAAUAUUUUUAAAAUGUUCUACAUAUGAAAUGUAUGUAUCUCUUUUUUGAAUUUUAAAAGGCUGGAAAUAUUUUAUAUGUAACAGGAAAUGAUUUCAAAUUAUAAAUAUUAGAAAGUUACAUGGCUGAUUAUUGAUAUACACAGUAAAAUUGAAUUGCUUGAUAAGAAAUGUUUACAUUAUAAAAAAAUAUUCUAUAUACACGAGACAUAUUAAAAGGAAUCAUUUUUUUAACAUAAUUAAGGAUACUUGAAUUGUGUACUCCUUGUAUUUUCGCCAAUUUUAUUUUGCAGUACCCUGCUUUUAGCUUUACUUGGAAUUACGACUAUUAUCAAUUUCUUGCAGCGUUUAUAUCAAAUAGAUAUAAAGCAUAAGCAAUUUCUAACAUCGUAUCUAUUUCAUAAAUAUGAUGCGCUCAAGUAAAAAUGCCAUCACUCUUCACAUUGUGAUACGAACGCGCGACCUAUUAUUUGAAUAAAAUCUUUGUGCAUGUAAUGAGAAAAAAUUAAUUGAUUAAGUCAAUUUUUCUCAAAGAAGAAUAUUUAAAAAAGUGCCUUGAGAUGUUUAAUGCAGACGGGACCUAAAUUAAAGAAUACAGCAGAGUAAAGCUGUAGGUCGGUGUGAGGCCAGGACACUUCUCUAGUUCAUAAGUUCUAUAAGUGUGUAUUAAAGUAUAAUAAAUUAACAAUAACUGAUAGAGAAGACAAAAACUGUUCCUUUGCUCUUUAGGAUAUGAACUGCAACUUCUUUGUAAUGGAUAUUUACCACACACAUUCAAUAAUUUUUAUAUAAUAAUAUAAUAAUAUAUAUAUAUAUAUAUAAUAAUUAUAAAUUAUGUAGCAACAGUGAGUCUUAUGACAAAAUCACAUAUAUGCUUUAAGUCUUAAUAUUGUAUAAACUGAUAAGGUAAGAUACAACUAUAUACUGAUGCUUUAAUACACGAAUGAAGUUUAUAAAAACUUCGCUAUUAAACUGAAGAUGUAGUGUGUGUAUGCAUAUAUAUAUAUAUGUGUAUAUAUAUAUAUAUAUAUAUAUAUAUAUAUAUAUAUAUAUAUAUAUAUAUUGUAUAUCUGUCAUUUAUUUAUCCAAGCUCUUAUUUUUGGAGUUUACAAUAUGUUUGUAAAUUUCAAUAUUUAUACUAAAUGCUUAGCUUUUAACUUUCUCUUACACCUGUCUAAUCAAACAUAUUUAAUAAACAAUAAAAUAUAAAAUUUAUAAAAUAUACAUAACUGCGCUCAUUAGUUUGGACUUCACAAUUGUGUCUUUAAUUUCUUUAAAAUAAAAAAAUGUUUAAAAAUAUAGCAAUAUUUAAUUUUACUAUUAAUUUCUAUAUGUAAAAAUAUAUAUAAAAAGAAUUUUUUUAUAUAGAUGUAGCUUUCCUAUUCUAGUUAUUUAUUCUUCUUACUCUCACCAGCAAUUAGUUACUAUUGUGAACUCCAAAAUGUAUAUAGAUUUAUUAAAGGGAUAUAUAUAUAUAUAUAUAUAUAUAUAUAUAUAUAUAUAUAUAUAUAUAUAUGAUAUCAAAUAUUUAGAUUUAUACAUCAAUAUAAGAACAGAUAGGAAAAAGAGAAGAAUUGGUAGCACAUUCUAAUACACUUUGUUUUUGUGAUUCUUGCAUGUAUCACAAUUUUUUAAAAUUACACAUUGAGAUGCUCAAUUAUUUUACAUAGAUUGUACAAAUGUGACGUUCAAAAUAUACUUUCCAACGUUUCUAAUAAUUAUGGAGUGUAAUAAAUUAAAUUUUGUAGUAUAAAAAAUCUUACAAUUAUAUUGUAUCUCUCAUAAUUAGCAACUGCUGUAAGGUUUGUACUUGUACAUAGGACAAAGAAAAUUAAUCCUCCUCUCUUAAUAUGAAAUAAAUUCUAACUUGUUUCAUAAAAA